AAAGGGGCAGUGUUUUACUCCCUCCCAAGGCUUACUACUUCUUCCGGCACAAUUGUAUGCUAAUGAGAUGUAGCCUAUCCAGCAGAAGGAAAUAUUGGUGAUUAAAAACUUCCCUCGCCGCAUGUUGUCGCGCUUGUUUAUUCUGAUCUUGGAAAUUUGCCAGCCUGCAUUUAAACCUGCUUGCUGUCACUCAAGUAGCCUAGUGCACUUCGUUCAGUGGCAAUAGUCCAUGGAGUCCAUCUAAACAGGAGCACAGGGAGUCCUGAUCAUAAAGAAGUGUGUCUUAUUUAAAUUUCAGUGGUUGCUUGCACAAGGCUUUCACCACCAGAGCCGGGGCAUUGACGCAUUUUGGAGUGGACGGGUAGCACUGCCAACCCGGCUGCGCUACAGACGCAUCCAUGAGCGAAACCGCGAUGGCCGUGGUGCAGCUCGAGACGGAGGACCAUCAACCAGAGAACGGCUUCGUGUCCCCCGAAACAGAGUUGCCGGGAUUGCUCACACGUAUCGACGAUUGUGUCUUGCCUUUUCUCGGGGGGUUUGGGAAGUAUCAGAGACAGCUAAUCGUGCUAACAUGGAUUCCGGCGUUAUUUAUUGGAUUCAGCCAGUACUCUGACGAAUUCCUUCUUGCUCAACCGAAUAACACAUGUGUUCCGCUAACGGCAAACACGACUAAUUUGACUAUAAUUCCUUCCUCUUUAUUUCAUGGUCCAAAUAAUAGUUUCCCGCGAACAGCGGCGUACGUUUAUUACAAUGGCACCCACAAUGAUACAGCCAGGCAUCUGCAACAUUGUAUGUGCAAGGAGUGGACCUUUGAGCUGCAUACGGGACUCAUGCAGAAUGUGGUUACUAAGUGGAGUCUGGUGUGUGACUCGGCGUGGAAGGUCCACAUUGCUAAGUUCUCUCUGCUAGUGGGAUCCAUAUUCGGAUACCUGGUCUUUGGGGUCCUGGCAGACUGGUUUGGUCGCCACCCGGUCCUAAUCAUCUCGGUCCUGUUCAUGCUGGUUUUCGGCCUGACCGUGGCCUUCUCGGUCAACGUUCCCAUGUUCAGCACCCUGCGCUUCUUCGAAGGCUUCUGCCUGGCAGGCAUCGCCCUCUCCCUCUACAUCCUCAGGAUCGAGUUGUGCCUACCAGCCUGGCGUUUCUCCAUGACCAUGGUUGCCAGCUUCGUGGUGCUGGGUGGGCAGCUCCUGAUGCCAGGGAUGGCAUAUCUCUGUCGAGACUGGCAGGUCCUGCAGGCUGUCAUCAUCUGCCCGCUGCUCCUCAUGCUGGCUUAUAUCUGGAUCUUUCCUGAGUCGCUGCGGUGGCUGCUGGCCACUCAACAGUACGGCCGCUCCAAGUGGAUCAUGGGACACAUCAUCAAGAAGAACCAGGUCAACCCCGAGCUGGACACUGACCACAUCCUUACAGAGCUGCAGAAAGCGCUUCACAAGAAACCCAAAAAGACAUGUAUUGUAAAGAUGGUGGGGACAAGGAACCUGUGGAAAAACAUUGUGGUCCUCUGUGUGAACUCACUGACUGGCUAUGGGAUCCACCAUUGCUUUGCCCGCAGUAUGAUGGACCACCACGAGACCCACGAGUCCACCAUGUUCCACAACUUCUACGGUGACUACUACACCAUGGCGGGCAUCGCCGUGGCUUCAUGCAUGGCACUGUGCCCUGCGGUGGGCCUGAUGGGGAGGAGGGGAGGCCUACUCAUGUUCAUGAUCAUCACAGCCUUGGCAUCACUGCUGCAGCUUGGCCUGCUCAACUUGCUGGGGAAAUACAGUGUCCAUCUGAAUAUAGAGCACUCGGAUACACUUAAUAAGAACUUCUCCAUCGCCUUCUCCAUCAUCGGCAUGUUCUCCUCCCACGCUGUCAGCAACCUGAGCAUCUUCUUCUGCGCUGAGAUCACCCCCACUGUCAUCAGGGGAGGUGGUCUGGGCCUGGUACUGGCCAGCGCUGGCUUCGGCAUGCUGACCGCCCCCAUCAUGGAGCUGCACAAUCAGAAGGGCUACUUCCUCCACCACAUCAUCUUCGCCUGCUGCACCCUCAUCUGCAUCAUCUGCAUUCUCCUUCUCCCUGAGACGCGCUACCAGCCCCUGCCCGAGACUCUGGCCGAUGGGGAGUGCUACACCCGCCAGCCCCUGCUGCCCCCCAGGAAACCUGGCGAACAGCGCCUCCUCCUGGCCCAGUCAGAGAGUAGCAGGGACUACACCCGGGUCCACGACCCGCCACUGCACGAGGUGCCCGCCACCGGCGUAUUCACCAUGGACUCCACGGCAUCCUCCGCUGUUGACCUCACGGCACCGUCGGUUAUAGAUAUUUCGGCGCCCCCCGCCAUAGAGUUGACGUCCCUCGAGCCUGAGCCUGAUCUUGAUAGCGUGCCCCUGGUUAAGCAAGACCUCAAUGGGCGAUCUGGUACUCCCAUGGCGGCCCUAGAUAAGGCAGGCGUCGUACUGCCUAGUAAAGAGUACCUGUUAUCUUCCACACCUAGAAAUAGUGCCCCCACUGCUUCCAAUCCCCUUCUGAAGUCCACUGAAGAUUCCACUGAUAUACCCCUCAUUAAUUAUGUUGCCUCUGCAUCCAUUUUCAUUGUUGAGGAUGAGACAGCUCUCUCCCCUACUAAGGAAGUUACCACUGCCCCUGAUACAGAAGACAUCUCUACCGCCAUCUUGGUCAACACCAUUCCCCCUGUUAUUGAAACCCAUCCUAUCUCUUCAUUGGACUCAACCACUCCACCAGUACUUGAUUCAUCCCCUACCUCCACAUUGGACUCUACUCCUCCUGCUGUCAUAAAAACCACCCCUACAUUGGAGUCUAUCAUUCCCCCUGUCAUAGAAACCACCCCUAUAUUGGACUCUACCAUUCCCCCUGUCGUAGAAACCACCCCUACAUUGGACUCUACCAUUCCCCCUGUCAUAGAAACCACCCCUACAUUGGACUCUACCAUUCCCCCUGUCAUAGAAACUCCUCAUACCUUGGGCUCUACCACUCCCCCUGUAAUUGUCCCUAUCCCCCCUUCUCCAACGCCCUCCCCUACUCCUGUCAUCAAUGAUAUCGUCCUCCCUCCCCCCAUGGCGGACUUUACCACUCCUAUUGAUUCUAUUGACCCCAUCACCACAGACUCGAUCAUUCCCAUUCUAAUAGACUAUGUAGAUGACAAACUCCCCCUUCCUCCUCCCCCUACUUCAGACUGUACCAUUCCCCCUGUCACAGACUCUGUCCAUACUCCAGAGUUGGACUCUUCAUCUCCAUGUGUUAAUGAUGUUGUUGUCUCUCCCUCUUCCCCUGUUGUAGCUCAUUCCCCUGUUCAUCCCCCCACCCUCCCACCACCACCACUGCCACCCAUUGACUCAGUUCAUACCUCCACAACAGUGGACUCUUCCACUCCCCCUGUCAUAGACACUGUUCACCCCCCCACUGUGGACUCUACCACUCUCCUCAUCACAGACAUUGUUCAACCCCUUACAUUGGACUCUACCACUCCGCUUUUCAUAGACUCACUGCUCCCCAACAUAACAGACUCUGAGACCACAGAGGCAGCACCUGCUUCCACAAUAAUGGACUGCACCAUUUCCUCCCCAAUAGACUCAGGUAUCCUCCCUGUAAUGGACUGUGCCAUCUCAGAAAACAGUGCUGUCAACGGGGUGGCGUCGUCAUGAUCCAAAGCUCCACCCCUGGAACAAGGAGGUGGGCCCCUCCCUCAUGGAGGAAGAAGCCCUGGACACCCAUGUCACAUGAAGGGGCCACUAACUGGCUUAUCAGGCCUCAGACAUUUCAGCUGCUCUGUAGGGAGACUGCCAGCGACAGACAGGAGGGUAACAGCUUGAGCUGGGGACAAGUGUUUUUCUGUGACACCUCUUACUGGGAGAACAGGACAGGGGGACCGGCUGAGGUGACAGUGAUGACUGGUUAGAGACAAUUCAAAAUUUACUGCUGGGGGAUCCAAAAUAGGGGAGGGUUGUGUGUUUUUUUAAAUUGUGCAUGAGAGCGUAGUGCGUUUUUUCCCCUCGGGUUUACAUUCACCCUUUUGCAGGUUUUACUAUAUAAUUUCUUACAUUCUAGCCAAAUGUCCUAAUCUGCUUGCAUGCGCCUCCCCUACAUCAAGGUGUUUUGGUACUUAUGCACUACACUUUUCCGAGCGCUAACUAUACCACAGGCCAAUAUAAUCUACCAGUCUAACUGUCUAUCCUGCCCUCUAUCCACCAUUCAUAGUGACAAUAGUGGUAGGUGGAUCGUUUGUCCAGAUCUGCAAUAACAAGCGAUCAUACCACACAUAAAAUCAUUCAAAGCUGCACCAAUAUAAGCAGAAAGGCCAGGUGCGUCAUUGCGCAUGAAAGAACAGUGAAGACAUGAGACAUGCAGCUCAUGAAUCUCCCCUAUACUGUAAAUCUUGUACAAUUAUCCUACCUAGACUAGCCUAGAACACAAUUGUUUUCAAGUGAGGCUGUAAACUGCAGUGAAAAUGCAAUUUGAAUAACGGCGCAAAAGCGCUGUGAUUUCUAUAUUUAAUUCCAUUAAUUCCAUUUAUUGGUCUACUCUCGACAGUUUAUAAGAUCUAGAGCAGGGGUCUCCAACAGGUAGAUCUUGAGCUACCAGUAGCUCGCAGCCCACCUAUGAGUAGCUUGCCAAACAAUU
This is a messenger RNA of Coregonus clupeaformis (lake whitefish), 4617 nucleotides long. RefSeq names its product solute carrier family 22 member 23. Gene Ontology annotation, biological process: transmembrane transport. Lineage: Eukaryota; Metazoa; Chordata; Actinopteri; Salmoniformes; Salmonidae. The coding region runs from base 399 to 3641 and encodes 1080 amino acids. The record is from RefSeq and is a predicted model, not a curated record. Gene Ontology annotation, molecular function: transmembrane transporter activity. The transcript is spliced from 10 exons. Gene Ontology annotation, cellular component: membrane.